This is a messenger RNA of Caenorhabditis briggsae, 483 nucleotides long. NCBI's taxonomy places the organism in Eukaryota, Metazoa, Nematoda, Chromadorea, Rhabditida, Rhabditidae. The record is from RefSeq and is a predicted model, not a curated record. The coding region runs from base 1 to 483 and encodes 160 amino acids. The transcript has 4 exons.
AUGGGGGGACAUGAAAAAAAUAAUGUUCUCGAAAUUCCGUUCAAAGAUGCCCCUCGAGGAGUUGAACUUGUGAGGGCGAUGAUUGAGGGUGCGGCGCCGCUACCGACUGAGCCACGCGGGCAAAGAGAAAGCGCCCGCCCGAUUGCAUACAUAAAGGCGAGGACGACAGCUAUACGCAGAGUGACAUUAAGCGUUGUACACCGUGACGGUAGAAUGCAUACUCUAGCUACAAAAAAACUACGAAAAAUAUCCUGUCCCCCCACCUUUAAAAAAUUCAAAGAAGAAAGCAUUUUUCCGAUUUUUCAAAAAAAAAUUGUUUGUUUUGAAUUCUUGGAAAAGAAUAUUUUUUUUAAUCUGUUAAAAAUUUUUUUCAAAAUUUCAGAAUUUUUUCAAACUAAAAAGAACUACACAAAAAUAAUGUCAUUUUUUGGAUUUCUAGAACAAUUUUCAAAUCUUUGGAUUUUUUUAAAUCCAAAAAUAUGA